Pipistrellus kuhlii (Kuhl's pipistrelle) is the source of this 1930-nucleotide messenger RNA. It is a transcript of the gene S100PBP, whose product is annotated as S100P binding protein. Lineage: Eukaryota; Metazoa; Chordata; Mammalia; Chiroptera; Vespertilionidae. Gene Ontology annotation, molecular function: calcium-dependent protein binding. The record is from RefSeq and is a predicted model, not a curated record. The transcript is spliced from 7 exons. Gene Ontology annotation, cellular component: nucleus; cytosol. Bases 272 to 1345 code for a protein of 357 amino acids.
GGGGCGAGGGGCGAGGGGGUCGGCACUCCCCGGCCGGGAGGAGGAUGGGGGCGCCUGUUGCUUCUUCAGGGGACCACGUCCGCCGCCGUCCGCCCCGUUGAGGGGUUGGGAGGCCCUCGCCCUGCUGGGAGGGCGGCUCGUUUUUCGUCCCUGAGGAAGGUGGGAGUCAAUCACUUUGACAAGUCUGCUGAAAGGAACAGAGCAGGAGCUGAAACCUUUUCCGUUUGGUCUCGUGGCAGAGGCAGAGGUCACGCCAGCAGCUCCACACAAUAUGAUGUGCCCACUAGUACCCUCUAGGGGUCCCUUGGAUGAGGAUAUAUUGGAUGACUCCUUGCUGGACCUGAGUGAAGGAGAAGAAGAUGAUGGCCAUUUCAGCUUCACAGAGGAAGAGAUAGAGAAGUACUUGCGGGAUGAUGAUCUAUCAGAUGAGGAUGAGGAACAUUCAUUGGACAGCCGUGUACCAGUAGCUGAGACUCCUGGCCUCUUCAAAUCACCUCAAAGUACAUCAGUUGGCCAGGGACCAACUCCUACGAAACCAUUAAACAGACCCUUUGCACCAGAAAAGAAUCUUGUAAAAUUAACAGUUGUUGCACCAUUUAAUCCAACAACUUGUGAUAUUAUGCUUAAUAAGGACAAGACUGAUACAUCCAAAGAUAUUGAAAAACGCUCCUCCCUUGGGGAAGGGAUGAGAGAAGAUGGUCUUAGCCCAAAAAAGAUCAGACUUUGCACUAAUUCUGAGGGGAUCAUCCCCAAUAACUCUUCCUGGGAUGGGCCCUUGCUCCCUUCUCCUUCAAGUAAUAACUUUCAACAAACUGUCCCUGGAAAAAGUAUGCCUGAUAGUAAGAAACCUACAUCUGUAAUCACUCAGAUCUUAGACCAUUCAGAGACUCCUCAUUUAGGGUCAUCCUGGAGAAAUGGAUCACAUAAAUCAAGUUGUGAAAUGAAGUUUCCAGUUGUUUCCAAUUCAUCAAACAAAGAUGUUCUUGACAAGGAUUCUGGGAAGCUGAAAGUUCCUGAGAGAAUAGGCAAAGUCAUUCCUGUUCUGCAAACCAAAGCAAGGACUAAUGUUUCACCGUUUUCACAAUCAGAUCUAGAACGGAAGAAGCAAACUUAUGUCAGGAGUGUUUUUGCUCAUAUAAAAGACUCAGUGGAUUCUAACCAAGGUGCCUUGGUGGAACUGUGUUCUUUGAUGGAUCAAGUUCAUCAUAUGCAUAACCAUCCGCAUCCUUCGGACCUCACCAUUCGAAACUAUGCCCGGUUCCGACAGAAACCUCUGGAAAGAUACAGUCUGACUCAGUGGGUUGACAGGAACAAGCGAAGCCACCAGCGGUUCCAGAGUCUCUAAGAUAACCAAUACAGUCCAUGUGUCUCACCCUGUUAGCAGUGAAGGUCCCUGUCCAGGUCCUGUCCAGAGUAGCAUCUUGUCUUCUGCUGUUUUGUGCUUGGCAGAUUUUGAAUUUUAUUUUCCACAAGAUUUUUAUUUAAAGAACUUUUUGCCUUUCGGAAGUGCCCAUUGCCAACUUGAAAUUUUUUUGUAUAAAAUCCUUCAGGCGUGCGUGCGUGUGUGCGUGCGUGCAUGCAUGUGUGUUUAAGCAGUGUUAAGAUGAUACAGUUUUUGUUUCUUUAAAUUGAAGGUGGCCACCUCCUGAAAGCUGACAUUAGGCGAAAACACCCAGGCUCAAACUAAUCACCCACCUUUAUGCAGAAGUGAAGUCUACUGGUGCCCAAAAGAAGUAAUCUUUUAAUCUUCUAUAAGGAAGAGAUUCCUUAUCAGGCUGCAAGCCAUUGUUAAUUGCUCAUGAUUUAUAAAUGGAUACAAAUAACUUUUAACACCUCUAAUUACCUGUCAAAAUUUUCAAGUUGGUAAUCCAAAAUAUUUGAAAUAGGAUAGUUGUCCUGUUAAAAGGACAGAUUAAAAGUAUAAAUCUUC